GGUUACGGGGCGUUACAAGGGGGGAACAAGGGGUUACAGGGUGUUACAAAGGAUUACAAGGGAUUACAAGGGGUUACAAACGGCUACAAGGCGUUAGAGGAGGUUACAGGGAGUUACAAGGGGUUACAGGGGUUACAAGGAGUUACAAAGGGGUUACAGGGAGUUACAGGGAGUUACGGGGAGUUAAGACGGGUUACAAGAGGUUACAGGGGGUUCCGGGUGGCUACAGGGGAAGACGGAGGGUUACAAGGGGGUAACAAGGGGUUACAGGGGGUUACAAAGGAUUACAGGGGAUUUCAAGGGGUUACAAAGGGUUACAAGGCGUUAGAGGAGGUUACAGGGAGUUACAAGGGGUAACAAGGGGUGAAAAUGGGUUACAAGAGGUUAAAGAAGGUUACAGGGGGUUACAAGGGGUUACAGGGGGAAACGAGAAGUUACAACAGGCUAGAGAGGGCUACAGAGGGUUAAAAGGAGUUACCAGGGGUUAAAAGGGGGCUACAAAGGGUUGCAAAGGGUUAAAAGCGGUAAAGCGGUUUACAAGACGUUACAGGGGGUUGCAAGGGGUUACAAGGGGUUACAAAGAGUUACAAAAGGUUGCAGGAGGUUACAAGGGGAUACAAGGGGUUACAGGGGAUUACAAGGGGUUACAGGAGGUAACAGGAGGUUACGAGGGGUUACAGAGGGUUACAGAGGGUUACAGGGGGUUACAAGAGUUUACAAGGGGUUACAAGGGGUUACGGGGGGUUACAAUGGGUUACAGAGGGUUACAAGGCGUGACAAGGGGUUACAGAGGGUUACAAGGGGUUACAACGGGUUACAGGAGGUUACAAGGGGUUACCUGAGGUUACAUUAAUUUACGGGGGAUUAAAGGUGGUUACAAGGGGUUAAAAAGGGUUACAAUGGUUUACAAGGGGUUACAAUGGGUUACAAGGGGUUAAAGGGGGAUACAAGGGAUUACAAUGGGUUACAAAUGGUUACACACGGUUACACAGGGUUACAAGGGGUUACAAGGGUUUACAGGGGGUUACAAGGGGUUACAGGAGGAUACAAGGGGUUACAAAGGGGUUACAGAGGGUUAUAGGUGGUGACAAGGGGUUACAAGGGAUUAAAAGGGGUUACAGGGUGUUACAGGGUUUAAGGGGCGUUACAAAAGGGUUAUAAGGGGUUACAGGGGGUUACAGGGGGUUACAGGGGGUUACAAGGGAGACAAGAGGUUAAAUGGGUUACAAAAGGUUACAGGAGAUUACAAGGGGUUACAAGGGAUUACAAGGGUUCACAGGGGGUUAGAGGGGCUGACAAGGGGAUACAAGGGGUUACAAGAGGUUGCAGUGGGUUACAAGGGGUUACAGGGGGUUAAGGGGGGUUUUUAUGGGGUUUACAAAAGAGUUAUAAGGGGUUACAAGAGGUUACAAGUGGUUAGAGGGGGUUACAAGGAGUUACAAGGGUUAGAACGGGUUGGAUUGAGUUACAGGGGGUUACAAGGUGUUACAGGGGGUUACUGGGGGUUACAAUUGGUAACAGAGGGCUACAGAGGGUUACAAGGAGUUACAAAGGAUUAAAGGCCGUUACAAGGGGUUGCAAGGGGUUACAAGGGGUUACAGGGGGUUACAAGGUGUUAAAAAGGGUUACAGAGGGUUACAACGGGUUACAAGGGGUUACAACGGAUUACAAGGGGUUACAGGGGGCAACAGGGUGUUACAAGAUGUUACAGGGGGUUACAAGAGGCUACAAGGGAUUACAAGGGUUUACAGGAGGUAACAUGGGGUUACGAGGGGUUACAGAGGGUUACAGAGGUUUAUAGGGGGUUACAAAAGGUUAAAAGGGAUUUCAAGGGGUUUCAAGGGGGUUAUAGGGGAUGAAAAGGGGUUACAAGAGGUUACAGGGGGUUACAAGGGGCUACAAGGGGGUAAAAGGGGGUUAAGGGGUGUUACAAAAGAGUUAUAAUUGGUUUCAAGAGGUUACAGGGGGCUAAAUGGGGUUACAAGGGGUUACAAGGGAUUACAACUGGUUACAGGGGGUGACAAGCGGUUGCCAGAGGUUACAGGGGGUUUCAAGGGGUAACAAGGGGUUACAAAGGAUUACAGGGGGUUACAGGAGGUUACAAGGAGUUACAAAGGGUUACAGAGGGUUACAUGGGGUUACAGAUGGUUACAGAGGGUUACAACGGGUUACCAGGGGUUAAAAAGGGGUAACAGAGGGUUAUAAUGGGAUACAAAGGGGUUACAAGGGGUUACAAGAGUUAGAAUAGGUCACAAGGAGUUACAGGGGGUCACAAAGGGUUACAAGGGGUUACAGGAGAUUACAGGGGGUUACAAAGGGUUACAAGGGGUUACAGGGGGUUACAGGUGGCUACAAGGGGUUACAAGGGGUUACAAGGGUUAAAAUGGGUUACAAAGGGUUACAGUGGGUUGCAACGGGUUACAAGGGGUUAAAAGGGGUUAAAGAGGAUUACAAGGGGUUACAGGGUGUUACAAGGGGUUACAAGGGAUAACAGGGGCUUACAGGGGGUUACAAGGGGUUACAGAAGGGUACAACGGGUUACAAGGGAUUACCAGAGCUUACAAGGGGUUACAAGGAGUUACACCCCUUGUAACACCCGUUAACCUCCUUUAACCCCCUCUAACCCCUUUUUAUCCCCUGUAGCCCCUUGUAACCCCCUGUAACCUCUUGUAACCUAUUGUAACCCCUUUUCAUCCCCUGUAACCCCCUGUAACCCCUUGUAAUCCCUUGUAACCUCUUGUAACCCCCUGUAAACCUCGAAACGGGUUACAAGGGAUUAGAAGGGGUUACAGAGGGUUACAAGGGGUUACAGGGGUUUACAGGGGGUUACAGGAAGUGACAAGGGGUUACCAGAGGUUACAGGGGGUUACAACGGGUUACAAGUGGUUACAAGGGAUUACAGGGGGUUUCAAAGGGUUACAGAGGGGUACAACGGGUUACAAGGGGUUACAGGGGGUUACAAGGGGUUACAAGAGGGUACAAGGGAUUAUAAGAGGUUACAGGAAGUUACAGGGGGUUAGGAGGGGUUACAUAUGGUUACAGAGGGUUACAGAAGGUUACAAGAGGUUACAAGGGUUUACAGGAGGUAACAUGGGGUUACGAGGGGUUACAGAGGGUUACAGAGGUUUACAGGGGGUUACAAGAGGUUACAAGGGAUUACAAGGGGUCACAGGGGGUUACAGGGGGUGACAAGGGGUUACAAGAGGUUACAGGAGGUUAGAGGGGGCUACAAGAAGUUACAAGGGAUUACAAGGGUUUACAGGGGGUUAAAGGGGGUUAAGGGGGGUUACAAAAGAGUUAUAAGGGGUUACAAGAGGUUACAAGGGCCUACAGGUGGUUACAAGGGGUUACAAGGGGUGACAAGGGUUUCCAGAAGUUAGAAGAGGUUUACAAGGGGUUACAAGGGAUUACAGGGAGUUGGAGGGGGGUAAAAAGGGUUACAAAGGGUUACAGAGGGUUGCAACGGGUUACAGGGGGUUACAAGAGGUUACAGAGGGUUACAAGGGGUUACAGGGGGUUACAAGGGGUUACAAGGGAUUAGAAGGGGUUACAGGGGGUUACAGUUGUUGACGAGGGGUUAACAGAGGUUACUGGGGGUCAGAAGGGAUUAGAAGGGGUUACAAGGGAUUACUGGGGUAUACAGGGGGUUACAAGGGGUUACAAAGGGAUACUGAGGGGUACAAGGGAUUACAAGGGGUUACAAGGGAUUACAAGAGGUUACAGGGGGUUACAGGGGGUUACGAGGGGUUAUGAGGGGUUAAAUGGGUUAAAAAGGUUACCGGAGGUUGCAGGAGGUUACAAGGAGCUACAAGCGAUUACAUGGGGUUACAGGGGGUUACAGGGGGUAACAAGGGGUUAGAAUGGAUUAAAAGGGGUUACAGGGUGUUACAGGGGGUUAAGGGGGGUUACAAAAGGGUCAUAAGGGGUUACAAGAGGUUUGAGGGGUUUACAGGUUUUUAAAAGGGAAACAAGAGGUUAAGUGGGUUACACAAGGUUACAGGAAAUAACAUGGGGUUACAAGGGGUUACAAGGGUUUAGAAGGGUUUACAGGGGGUUAGAGGGGAUGCCAAGGGGUUACAAUUGGUUACAAGAGGUUCCAGUGGGUUACAAGGGCUUACAAGAGGUUACAGGAGGUUUAAGGGGGUUAAGGAGGGUUACAAAAGAGUUAUAACGGGUUACAAGAGGUUACAGGUGGUUACAAGGGGUUACAAUGGUUUAGAAGGGUUUAGAGGGGGUUAGAGGGGAUGCCAAGGGGUUACAAUGGGUUACAAGAGGUUACAGUUGCUUAGAAGGGCUUAAAAGAGGUUACAGGAGGUUUAAGGCGGUUAAGGGGGGUUACAAAAGAGUUAUAACGGGUUACAAGAGGUUACAAGUGGUUACAAGAGGUUACACGGGUUAGAAUGGGUUGCUUUGAGUUACAGGGGGUUACAAAGGGUUACAAGGGGUUACAGGAGGUAACAGGGGGUUACGAGGGGUUACAGAAGGUUACAGAGGGUUGCAGUGGGUUACAAGAGGGUACAAGGGAUUACAAGGGGUUACAAGGGGUUACAGGGUGUUACAAGGGGUUACAGAGGGUUUCAAGGGGUUGCAAGGGGUUACAGGGGUGAAAAGAGGUGACAGAGGGUUACAAGGGGUUACAGGGGGUGACAAGGGGUUACAAGAGCUUUCAAAGGGUCACAAGAGGUUACAAGGGAUUAUAAGGGGUUACAGGAGGUUACAGGGGGUUACGAGGGGUUACAGAGGGUUAGAGAGGGUUACAGGGGGUUACAAGUGGUUACAAGGGAUUACAAGGGGUUACAAGGGGUUGGAGGGGGUUACAAGGGGUUACAGAGAGUUACAAGGGGUUACAGGGGGUUACAAGGGGUUACAAGAGGUGACAGAGGGUUACAAGGGGUUACAGGGGUGACAAGGGGUUCACAAGGGGUUACAAGGGGUUACAAGUGGUUACAAGGGAUUACAAGGGGUUACAAGGGGUUACAGGGGGUUACAAGGGGUUACAGAGGGUUACAAGGGGUUACAGGGGGUUACAAGGGGUUACAAGAGGUGACAGAGGGCUACAAGUGGUUACAGGGGGUGACAAGGGGUUCACAAGGGGUUACAGGGGGUUACAAGGGGUUACAAUGGGUUAAAUGGGUUUCAAAAGGUUACAGGAUAUUGACGGGAGUUACAAGGGGUUUCAACUGGUUACAAGAGGUUACAGGGGUUUACAAGGGGUUUAUCAGGGGUUAG
Messenger RNA from Porites lobata, 5229 nucleotides. NCBI's taxonomy places the organism in Eukaryota, Metazoa, Cnidaria, Anthozoa, Scleractinia, Poritidae. The record is from the annotation of a GenBank genome assembly.